AUGGUCGACCUGCCCUUCAUUGAACAAGUUAACUUAGCUUCGACAUGCAGGAUGGGAGUAACUCAGUUAACAUAUCUUCUAUUUGCACUUCUAUUUGCUAAUAUUUCAUCUGCGCUUUGGGGACUAUCAUAUCCCAUUCCUUCAUAUCAGCAACCACUAGCCCUUGAACACAAGGAGCACAAAUCCAUGAUGGAUAAGAUCAUCCCUGACUUUCUUAAGCCACAGACGACAGAGCCGGUUGAGGAUUUGAGCGUCAAGUUUGGCGGAGAUGGCCCUAUCAUCUCAGAUGUUCUUCCCAAGACCAAGGGCAUCAAUAUCUUCGCUCGCUUGACUCGGGACUUUGAGCCCAUCGCCUCUCGUCUCAACGAUGCGUCCAAGAACAUGACGGUGCUAGCGCCUCGCAACAGUGCAAUCCAAGCGCUUCCACGGAAGCCUUGGGAAAACCCAGAGGAUUACAAGAAGUUUGGUGAAGUAAACGCAUAUGAAGGUCAAGAUGGCCAGGACCGGGCAAAGCAGAAUUUAGAGCGCUUUGUGAAGGCUCAUCUUGUCCCUGCUAGCCCUUGGAGGGCUGGGGAAGAGGCUGAGACCCUUGCAGGGGAGAAGCUAAAGUGGACCAAGGAGGGCGAUAGAAUAUUUAUCCAACCAGGCAAUAUUGAAGUUGAUACUGUUGCAGAGAAAGUCUCAAAUGGAGAAGUCUGGAUCCUUAAUGAUGUUAUAAACUACCGUCAAGAAUGA
Molecule: messenger RNA, 735 nt
Organism: Penicillium nucicola
Lineage: Eukaryota; Fungi; Ascomycota; Eurotiomycetes; Eurotiales; Aspergillaceae
Exons: 2
Coding region: 1-735 (244 amino acids)
Source: RefSeq, a predicted model, not a curated record